AACCUAUUCCUACUGAAAAAAUAUUAUUGAUUAGAGGAGAAGCAGGAAGCAUAAAUAAUAAUAUAUUUGUAUCAUCAUCACAAUAUACAAAUAAUUAUGUUUUAGAUGAUGCAAGUGACAUUUUAUCAUCACUAGAAGUACUUUUAUGUUUUGUUAAGCGCAAUGCAGUAGGGCAGGAAGACACGUUAAUACAAGAUUAUGUGGCACAAUGGAUGAAGUUAUCAUCAUUGAUGACAAAACCUACAUUUGCAAAUUUAUUAAAUGCAGGUCUAACCUUAAAGCAUGUAGUAGCAUUAUAUGAAUUUGUAGAAGAACAGGUGGCCAACAGAGUGAUUGAGUAUAUUGAUGAUGUUUAUAAAGAAAGAUUGACAUCAGAACAAGAGAAUGAAAUUACAGAUGUAGUUGAUUUUACUAAUAAUAAUCAACAACAACCAACAUUGACAGCUAAGAAAACACCAAAGAAAAUACCAGCAGAUGCACUUAUUGUAGCAUUGAAAAGAUUUAUGUUGAGAUUUUUGUCAGUAGGAUCAAAAGAUUACUCAAAACAUCCAUUGAGUGUUUAUUUAACAGAUAUAGAUUUGAAUUUCUGGUCUUCAGAAAUUGAUGAAGCA
Molecule: messenger RNA, 611 nt
Organism: Entrophospora candida
Lineage: Eukaryota; Fungi; Glomeromycota; Glomeromycetes; Entrophosporales; Entrophosporaceae
Source: the annotation of a GenBank genome assembly